This is a messenger RNA of Cooperia oncophora, 537 nucleotides long. The record is from the annotation of a GenBank genome assembly. Lineage: Eukaryota; Metazoa; Nematoda; Chromadorea; Rhabditida; Trichostrongylidae.
AUGAAGCUGCGCCAGAAGCCAGAAGAGUCUGGAGCUUGGCGAAUACCAUUCCUUCAGCUGGAGCUUCGCGAUAGGUUGACUGUACAUGAAAUUCCAAUAAAACUUCUGAAGACUGCCUAUUGGCCGAAGUACCAACGCCCAGAUCUUCCUAAUUCUAUGAUGGGCAUUUAUUUCCCUCCCGUGAAAUCUGUCAUGAAAGUGCUACAUUCACUAAAAAAUGUUACCAACAAAAACAUUACUCUUAAAGUGAGCAACAGCGGGGAGAUGCACCUCAAAUGUCUCGUGGAGCACGCAGACAUUACGGUCUACUUCACUAAUCUGAUGAAUGAUACCAUGACAGAAGAGCAAUCUCAAGAACAGUGGUACACUGUGAGGGUACCGCUGAAGGUGGUCCAUAUGUUCUUCGCCGGUUUCAUGUACAUGGCGCACUUCAAUGUACUUCUGAACAUCGUAUCGGACAGCUACGCGGAGUUUACCUUGCGACGUGAUGGACUUGUGGUUUCGUUCCUCGUUCGGGGAAUUAAUGAUGUGUAUUAA